ACAGGAAGUGCUGGGAACGACGUCACUGGGAAGCCUGGCUCCGAGAAGCUGAGAGCUCUUCCUGGAGGGGAAAGUGGCCUUCGGGCCGGGUGAUGGUAAUGUGGUGUAGAAGCCUGAGCCAUUCGCCUCACGUUGGCGGCCGCCUCCACAGGGAAGCUCGCUCCGCCCCGCCCUCCUCGCUCUCACCCUGCCUCAUAGGGUCCGGCGCGCUUCCGCUGAUUGGGCGCCGAACGUCGACUUCCCAGCAGCCCCCGCGCCGUCUCCGUGGCGACGAGGUUAAACAACCGCGCCCGCGGAGGCUGCGAGCUCUUGGCUGACUGAUGCGCGGCCAAGCGUCGCCAGCUGGGGACCUGUAAAGCUUGGAUGCCCAACUGCUUCUGUGAAUGAACAAGCCAGUUUUAUCUUGUUUGGAGCAAUGCUGAAAUUCCACGAGACUGCUAAGUGUGUGAGCGGACCCACAGCCAUUUCCAUGUACCCAGCCACUUUGAUUGCAAGAAGAUAUGUUCUUCAUCAGAAACUUGGCAGUGGGAGCUUUGGAACUGUCUAUCUGGUGUCAGACAAGAAAGCCAAGCCUGGAGAGGAACUAAAGGUACUGAAGGAAGUGUCUGUUGGAGAAUUAAAUCCAAAUGAAACUGUACAGGCUAAUGUGGAAGCUCAGCUCCUCUCCAGGCUAAACCAUCCGGCCAUUGUCAGAUUCCACGCAAGCUUCGUGGAGCAGGAGACUUUUUGCAUUAUCACGGAAUACUGUGAGGGCCGAGAUCUUGACUAUAAAAUUCAGGAAUAUAAAGAAGCUGGAAAAAUCUUUCCUGAAAAUCAGACAGUAGAAUGGUUUACCCAGUUGUUGCUUGGAGUUGAUUACAUGCAUGAGAGGAGAAUACUUCAUCGAGACUUGAAAUCAAAGAAUAUCUUUCUGAAAAAUAAUCUACUCAAAAUCGGGGAUUUUGGAGUUUCUCGGCUGCUAAUGGGUUCCUGUGAGCUGGCUACAACUCUAACCGGUACCCCCCAUUAUAUGAGUCCGGAGGCCCUGAAGCACCAAGGCUAUGAUGCCAAGUCUGACAUCUGGUCACUGGCAUGCAUUUUAUAUGAGAUGUGUUGCAUGGAUCAUGCGUUUGCUGGCUCCAGUUUCUUGUCUGUGGUCUUGAAUAUUGUUGAAGGCAACACACCUUCACUCCCUGACAGAUAUCCACAAGAACUGAACACCAUCAUGGGACGCAUGCUGAACAAGAGUCCUGCAUUGAGACCGUCAGCUGCAGAAAUUUUAAAAGCCCCUUACAUGGAAGAGCAGCUUCAGCUCCUGAUGUGUAAAUAUCCAGAGAUGAUACUGGAAGACAAGAACUCAGUUUGUCAGAAGGAGGCUGCUCAUACAAUUAAUGUCAUAAAGAUUGCUGAAGAAAAAUAUAAAGAAAAUAACAAACGGAUGCAAGACCUGGGAUCCCAGAGCUUUGGGUCCGUGAGUGCCGACGUGCUCCAUGAAUUAGAUGGACAGACUUCAGAGAGCCUGCCUGAGCCUCAGUCCCUUCUAUGCCUGGACCUCAAUGAACUUGAGCCACGUUUAGAGGACACCAUCGUUGACCUCAGACAUUAUGUUUGGCAAAGUUCAGCCUAUGACCAGUUGUUUCUGUUGUGGUUUGGGACCCAUGAGAUCCCAGAAGACCCACUUGUUGCUGAGCAAUAUUAUGCUGAUGUAUUUGAUUCCUGCUCUGAAGACAGUGAGGAGCAGGAGGAAGAAAUGGUGUUCUCAGAAGCAGGGGGAGAAAUGAGAGAGGAGGAGUCCCCAUCUGUGUACAGAACAAACCAACAGGACAGUGACACUGCUGCUCUGAUUGGCUGUUUGGAACAUGUCCUGGGUGACACCUCUCUAGACACAAAGACCAUUACCAAUGCAGUGGCAGAUAUGUCUCCUGGACCAAUGGUUUUCAACAGUGCAGUGGCUAGGACCAAGAUGAAGCGCAUGAAGGAAUCAGCUGUACAGAAGCUGGGAAUGGAAACAUUUGAGGAGGUCUACUGUUACCUCAAGAGAGCAAGGCAUCGGAAUGCUGGAGAAGCAGAGAUCUGCGAGCAUCUGGAGACGGUGGUUCCUCGGGCCAGUGACUGCUUUGAAGUUGACCAGCUCCUCUAUUUUGAGGAGCUGCUGUUGAGCACAGACGGAAAGGAACCCACUCUGCAGAACCUGUACUGUGAAGCUGCCCCAAAGAAGCCUGUCAAGGGCACACACUUCUGUGAAAAUCCAUGAAGUUUACACUCUGGACUGUUUCAUGAGAAACUAGGACAUAACUGGAGCCACCACCUUCCCUUUGGCUCCUGGGCAGAAGUAAGGAUAUCUAUGGCGAGGGCAGCACUCAGUUGGCUGCCGGAGCAUAGAGUCACAGGUCAAGGUCAUAGAGGAAGUCUGGCAUCCUGAAAGGCUUUCCCUCAGGUAUACAGCCCUCAGGGUUUCCAAUAGGGCAGGAGCACUCUGAAGACACAGGCGCUCUGUACUGUGUCCAUCCAGGGCAAAACCAGCGCCUCACCAGGAACUAUGGCCACCUUGCUUUUGAUAGCCGCUGGACACCAGCCAGGACAAUGGCCUGUCCAUCUCCAAUGUUGUAUUUUUGAUCAACACUUUUUUUCUCUGUGUAACUACAUGCAAGCAGUACAUGAACCUAAGGGCCUGGAUUGAAAAUCCCAAAGCACCUCCCUUCUGUGAUUUAUUCCCAGCACUCACUCAUGGAGCAUUAAAGGCUUUAUUCAGAGUAAAUGAUGA
Mastomys coucha (southern multimammate mouse) is the source of this 2743-nucleotide messenger RNA. It is a transcript of the gene Nek11, whose product is annotated as NIMA related kinase 11. Gene Ontology annotation, molecular function: ATP binding; protein kinase activity. The transcript is spliced from 16 exons. Gene Ontology annotation, biological process: protein phosphorylation. The coding region runs from base 416 to 2233 and encodes 605 amino acids. The record is from RefSeq and is a predicted model, not a curated record. Lineage: Eukaryota; Metazoa; Chordata; Mammalia; Rodentia; Muridae.